Messenger RNA from Neltuma alba, 498 nucleotides. Its product is annotated as histone H3.3-like. Bases 1 to 411 code for a protein of 136 amino acids. NCBI's taxonomy places the organism in Eukaryota, Viridiplantae, Streptophyta, Magnoliopsida, Fabales, Fabaceae. Gene Ontology annotation, cellular component: nucleosome. The transcript is spliced from 4 exons. The record is from RefSeq and is a predicted model, not a curated record. Gene Ontology annotation, molecular function: protein heterodimerization activity; structural constituent of chromatin; DNA binding.
AUGGCCCGUACCAAGCAAACUGCCCGCAAGUCCACCGGUGGCAAGGCUCCCAGGAAGCAGCUUGCCACUAAGGCUGCCAAGAAAACUGCUCCUACAGCCGGCGGUCUUAAGAGGCCUCAUCGCUUCCGCCCUGGAACCGUCGCCCUCCGAGAGAUUCGAAAGUACCAAAAGAGCACAGAGCUGUUGAUCCGCAAGUUGCCCUUCCAGCGUCUCGUUCGUGAGAUUGCUCAAGACUUCAAGACGACUUUGAGAUUUCAGAGCCAUGCCGUCUUUGCUCUGCAGGAGGCUGCGGAGGCUUAUUUGGUGGGUUUGUUUGAGGAUACUAACCUGUGUGCUAUCCACGCUAGGAGGGUCACCAUAAUGCCCAAGGAUAUCCAACUUGCCAGGCGUAUCCGUGGCGAACGUGCGUAGCCCCCCACUAAGAAUUUCCAUUGUCGCACGCAUCUAUCUGUUGUUUUAGGGAGACGGUUUCUUUUGUUUUCGUUUGGUGCUAGAUCU